GGAGUUUCCGGCUUCACUGCGCUCGAGCUCCUGCUCCGUGAUUUGUGAGCUCCGGAGUUUCCGGCUUCACUGUGCUGAAGCGGCACCAUGGAUGAUCCGUUUUUCGUCGUUAAAGCUGAGGUGCAGAAGGCAGUGCUGCGUGGGCGGGGCCUUUGUGAACGAUGGGCGGAGCUUCUACAGGAGGAGGAGCCUGUGAGCCGAGAUGAACUGGAGUGGAGCAAAAAUGAGCUACGUAACUGUUUACGGGCGAUCGAGUGGGACCUGGAGGACCUGCAGGAGACCAUCAGUAUUGUACAGUCGAAUCCCGGUAAAUUCUGCCUGCCUGAGACUGAACUCCAGGAGAGAAGAGAGUUUGUGGAGCAAACACGUACUGCUGUACAGGAGAUGAAGCAGCAGCUCUCCAGUCCCUCUGCUGUUGCUCAGGCUGAGAAGAAGAACAGACAGGCUUUGUUGGACACACAGCGGAAUGCAGGUUUGGAUCCUCACCUGGUAUCAGCAAAUUCCAGGUACAUUCAGGAACAACAGGAGCAGCAGCAGCUGAUAGUUCAGGAGCAGGAUGAGCAGUUGGAGCUGGUUUCCGGAGGCAUCCGUGUUCUGAAAGACAUGAGUAACAGGAUUGGGGAUGAACUGGAUGAGCAGGCUGUUAUGCUGGGGGAGUUCAGUGAGGAGAUGGAGCAGACGGGUUCCAGAAUGGAUUCAGUGCUGAAAAAACUGGAAAAAGUUUCACAUAUGACUAGCAGCCGGAGACAGUGGUGUGCUAUAGGUGCUCUCGUCCUCAUCCUCAUCGUCGUCCUCAUCCUCUUCUUUGCAUUGUGAGAGUGACAAUUUCGUCUGUCUGUCUGGCUGCGUGACUCCGAGACAGAGAGCAAAGGAGACAGGUGUGCUCUUGUCCACUCGGAAGACUGUUAAUCUUUGUCUGUCUCGCUGUCUGCGUCAUUGUGGUAAUUUUUAUUGUUAAUAUUUUUACACUGCAGUGGAGAUAAAACUGAAAAGUUACUGAGAGUUAUGUAUAGAGAUUUAACUUUUAUAAAGCAUGAUCAUAAUAAUAAUAAGUAAUUAUUAUUAUUAUGAUGUCAUCUGACUUUUUAUCACAUGAUCAUGAUGUAUUAAAGACUGUUGACAGUGUUGUUCUAAA
This is a messenger RNA of Clarias gariepinus (North African catfish), 1135 nucleotides long. Its product is annotated as syntaxin-10-like. Gene Ontology annotation, cellular component: membrane. Lineage: Eukaryota; Metazoa; Chordata; Actinopteri; Siluriformes; Clariidae. The record is from RefSeq and is a predicted model, not a curated record. Gene Ontology annotation, biological process: Golgi vesicle transport. The coding region runs from base 88 to 816 and encodes 242 amino acids. The transcript has 8 exons.